AUGGCUGCAAGUACUACACCUUCACGAUCUCGCAAGCAUGAAGAAGUACGGGUCGCCUCGAAGGGUAGAACAACAAGCGCCGAUACGAGGGGCCAGAGCUCUGUUCACCAGCCUCCGGCAAGCUCGUCUGAACAAGAGGUUAGGGCUGACGAGUAUGCGGAGUUUGUGCGUUUGAGGCUGCUGGGUCCGGCAAAUUCAGAUGUACCGUCUGCAUACAACCAAUCGAAGCGAGUUCGCGAACAAGAUGAUCUCGCUCCUGAAGCAAAUCUGGAUGACGCAAUUGGUGAGGCAUUUGCCCGUAAAAUAUACGAGAAGAUGUCGCUCUUACCAGCACUCGAUAAUGUGCUCUACAAUGUUCAACGACAAGGAAAGAUAUCGUUUUACAUGACGACACACGGAGAAGAAGCGGCUGUCAUUGGUUCUGCUGCGGGGUUGGAUGACACAGACGAAGUCAUGGGCCAAUACCGUGAAAUGGGCGUUCUCCUCUGGCGCGGAUUCUCGCUCAACGCAAUCAUGGGCCAAUGCCUGGGCAACGAAGAGGACAGCGGGACCAAAGGACGACAAAUGCCCGUACACUUUGGCUCACCAGCCCACCAUUUCCACACCAUUUCCUCUCCACUCGCCACACAAAUCCCACAAGCCGCAGGCGUCGGAUACGCGCUCAAACGAGACCCCGCCCGUCGCGGUAAAAACUGCACCAUGGUCUAUUUCGGCGAAGGUGCCGCCUCCGAGGGUGAUUUCCAUGCGGGAAUGUUACUCGCGAGUGUGCUAGGUAGUCCGACAGUCUUCUUUUGUCGGAAUAAUGGAUUUGCCAUCUCGACGCCCGCGGCGGAACAAUAUGCUGGUGAUGGAAUCGCGAGUCGUGGACCAGGAUAUGGCGUCAAGACUGUGAGGGUGGACGGCAACGAUGCACUCGCGGUGCUCGCUGCUGUUCGAGAGGCUCGACGAUAUGCGAUAGCAGAGGUGGGCCACCAUUCGACGUCGGACGACUCGUUUGCGUACCGUCCCCGCUCCGAAGUCGAAAACUGGAAAAAGACGGAUAACCCGCUGUGGAGGAUGCGCAGAUUUCUUGAAGGGAGAGGGUGGUGGGACGAAGCGGCCGAACAGGAAAUGAAGGACCGAUACAAGAACGAGGUCCUCGCAGCUUUCCGCAGAGGGGAGACACUCAAGCGACAUCCACUUGGCGAACUGUUUACAGACGUUUAUGGGGGUGAGAUGCCCUGGCACUUGAAGGAGCAACGAGAUGAACUUUCGGCGCUGCUCAAAAAGUAUAGCAACGUCUGGGAACCAUGGAAAAAGGAGCUCGCAAAGUUUCAAGGCAACGGCAAAGAAAUGCUCUAG
Messenger RNA from Serendipita indica DSM 11827, 1341 nucleotides. The record is from the annotation of a GenBank genome assembly. Lineage: Eukaryota; Fungi; Basidiomycota; Agaricomycetes; Sebacinales; Serendipitaceae.